This is a messenger RNA of Siniperca chuatsi (mandarin fish), 3325 nucleotides long. RefSeq names its product LIM domain only 3 (gene lmo3). Lineage: Eukaryota; Metazoa; Chordata; Actinopteri; Centrarchiformes; Sinipercidae. Gene Ontology annotation, biological process: positive regulation of transcription by RNA polymerase II. The record is from RefSeq and is a predicted model, not a curated record. The coding region runs from base 537 to 974 and encodes 145 amino acids. The transcript is spliced from 5 exons. Gene Ontology annotation, molecular function: DNA-binding transcription factor binding; transcription coactivator activity. Gene Ontology annotation, cellular component: nucleus.
UGGGGACCUGGUGGAGAGGUUUAAAUAGGAGAGGAGGCACGACUCUCUGCCGCUUUUCCCUGCCAGAGAACCAGAGACACACAGACAGACAGAGGAGGGAGAAGGUGAGGAAGCAGCAAGGGGGAGAGAGACGCCUGGUGUGCCUGGUCCGGGACGCUCAGAGCCGCGGGGGGAGCCGAGGUUAGGGUGAUCUGACAUCCCAACAACUUGAGCAGAGAACCGACUGUUCUCUAACUCAUGUUGCCAGGUUUUCUUUAGACAAUCUGGAGUUGAACAAGCUCUAAGAAAGUUGCCUUGUGGACACUUUGAUUCAAAGUCUAGAGAACAGAGAAGAUAAGAAGACCCUGAGCAUUUGUUUUGGGCAUCUCUGACUGUACUCCAAGGGAUAUAUAUAUGGAGGUGCGUGUUUCCUCUGGAUGAAGAGGUUUGAUCCGCGGCGUGUGACGUUCUCCUCCAUCCUCCACCUUCACCGCUGCCUGCUGUCUCCAUCUUCCAUUCAUUCAGAGGAUGAAUAACUUGCGGAACGCGGUAUACAAAUGCUCUCCGUACAGCCGGACACCAAGCCAAAAGGCUGUGCCGGCUGCAACCGGAAGAUCAAGGACCGCUACCUGCUGAAGGCCCUCGAUAAGUACUGGCAUGAGGACUGCCUCAAGUGUGCCUGCUGUGACUGCAGGUUGGGCGAGGUGGGCUCCACGCUCUAUACCAAAGCCAACCUCAUCCUGUGCCGGAGAGACUACCUACGGUUGUUUGGUGUAACGGGAAACUGCGCAGCUUGCAGCAAGCUAAUUCCAGCCUUCGAGAUGGUCAUGAGGGCCAAAGAGAACGUCUACCACCUGGACUGCUUCGCAUGCCAGCUCUGCAAUCAGAGGUUUUGUGUGGGAGACAAGUUUUUCCUGAAGAACAACAUGAUCCUGUGCCAGACAGACUACGAGGAGGGGCUGAUGAAGGAGGGCUACGCUCCCCAGGUCCGUUGACCCUUAUAGGCCAACAAGGAGGAAGAGGAGGAGUGGGAGAAAGAGAGAGACUGAAGGAGAGCUUGUAAUCACGCAACAAAAAGCACUAUUGCCUCCUGUCCAGUUUCUGUCCCCCACAUGUACAUAACUAAGCAAGCCUCCCUGGGAGGGGACACACUGCUGUACAGAAUAGCCAUAGAGACACCAGUGUGGCAGGGAAAGGCCCUGGAAGCCUACAACAAACUAAAAGUAUGAAAAAAUUGUUUGUCCAUUUCUUUGUUUAUGACUUACGGAUGUUGCCUCUUUCCUCCUGGCCACCAAACACCUGCCUCAGAGCAAUUUCUAACCAACAGCUGAUCCCGGUGGUUGGGAAUAAAAUUCAUUAACCCACCCAAAAGCAGUUUUGCCUCACCUUAUCUGACACGGACAGACAGCGUCCCACCUGACUGCACAGUCCUACAACUUCUACUUGAAUCUAAAAUACACUGAGGUAUUGUCAAUCAAUUUUGAGAUAAAGACCUUUUUACUGUAUGAUAUCAGAUUCAAAACACACUGAAUGUAAACUGAAGAGCAGCAAAAAUAAUGCUAAUGCUGAUUUGUUGCUAUAUGUGUAUGUGUGUGUGUGUGUGUGUGUGUGUCUUUGAGCAUGUGGAUCCCUUCAGGUUGAGGACUUCAGUCUUGCAGUCUCGUGAGGUUUGGUUUGGUCCAUAUAGUCCUUUCAAAACCUUCAGAUUCCAAAAUUGAUCAUAAGAGUAUCGCCAUGCUUCCAAAUCGCACAGCUGCAUUGUCUAAAUGGCAAAGACUCAGAGUUUGUGAAAUAAGUGCUUUUCUCUGGAUGGAUGCAAUCUCUCACACAAUCACUACCUAAAUAUAUUUGGGACCUAUGUCUAUGUCUCUAAAGGACCAUAGAGCCAUUGUACUGUUGACCCUUGAAGAUUAGCAUCACAAAGGUCUUCUUUUCUGGUAGCACCAUUUCAGAAUCAACAAGUAAAAGUGUGAUUGGCUUUUUUGAAUGUCAAUGAAAAUACCUUUUCUGGUCAAAGUCAGCAAUUUUGAAUACAUUAAAGCUGCACUAAUCAGUAUUUGUUUUUAUAUUAACAAUGGAGAAAAUUACUACUUUUAAUGUGAAAGACAUCUCUGAUAGUGAUGAAGCCACAGAGAAUUGUCACCUGACCAGCAAUCAAAGUUAGCAACUAGUUGGUGAGGAAAGUGAAGCAUUUAGCAGCUAUAUAGCCAGAUCUUUUUCACAGGAGUUGGUGGAGACCGUGCCAGAGAUAAAAGGAGAGUGAACAUUGGACUAUUGGACUUCCAUUCAUCAGGUGGACACAAACAGAACUCCAGAGAGAUGCUAAUGUUGCUCUCUGUCUGCUGGAUGUGUAAAUACGCAACUGAUUGCUAACAUGUUAGAUAACAACUUUAUAACGAGAUAAUACAGUAUGUCAGAUGUUGUGUUUUCAGCUUGUUCUACUGCCCUCAAGUGGCCAAAAAAACUGUUAAAGCAGCUUUAAACUUUAUGGACUAGACUUUAUGCUUGUAGACAAACACCUGGGUGUGCAAGACUAUCUUUUAUGGGGUGAGAAGAGUCAGUUCCAUUCCUGAAAUGCAUUCCAUCAGAGCAGCAGCAGUAUUUGGUCAGCCUGGGUUUGUACUGUGACUCCAGGCUCUGUUCUUGUGAAGUAAGGCUGUGUAUUUUUUGCUGGAGACAGUCUUUCUAUUUAUUAAAACCUUGCAUUCACACUGGUCAAACUGUAAUGUGGGUAAAUGCUCGUGGAGGCAGGUUGUUGUAGUGGUUGUAGGGGUGUGAGGAUCAGUCAGGGAUGGUGGGGGUUGGUUACAUUUUGUGCACUAUUUAUUUGAUAAGCAUUCAAUACAUCACCUGUUGUCCAAAAUCUGACAUGCAUUGUUUGACAUGCUGAUACUUAAACCCAAUCAAUGUUUUCUCAAUCACUGUUUAGCUUAUGUUGAUUCAUUUUCAACACAGCUUUGGGUUAAGUUAAUUGCACUCUGCAGCAGGUCAGUCACCUCAAGACCCGGUCAUCUCAGUCAUGAUGGCUCCCUUCUGCAGAGGAGUUAGGUCCUUUUCUGCUUAGAAGAAAACAAACCAUUAAUCUUUCAGUAUUAAAUAUCAGCUUCUGAGCAUGUGCAACAGCGCUCAGCAACAUUUCUUAGCUGGAAAAUAACAAUCCCUUCUUUAAUUUGUAAAUUGUGGGUGUACAUAAAAGAAAUAUUCAUUUUUGCUUGCUAUUGUACAAUGAUUUCUUUUUAUGUGUCAUCCAGCAUGAGAUGUUUAUUUUUAGGACAACGCUUGUAAAUACUGUAAUUGUAAUAAUUUUAAGCACAAAUGUAAUACAGUUUUAUUGUGUUACCAGUGA